GAGAAAGAGAAGUAGCACAGGAAGUGACUGAGGUCUCGGUUAAGGCAUAGAAACGGUGAUGUUCACUAAGAGGCUUCAACUCUCCUACCAGCCACAGUGCAGCAGACAUUUUCUACUCUGUGUUCUUCUUGGAGUUCUGGUUGGUUAGACGAACAGGCUGGAGGGAGGCCUUGGGUCCAGUCUGCUGAGGAGGAUUUCUUCCAGGAAGUCUCACCAGCGCAACAACAGUCCUCAACCCCAAGAGGCCAAUGAAAUGGGGGGAAAUGGAGACGACAGCGGGCCAGGGAGGCUGAGCCGCAGAUUUUCUCGCCUGGGCAGCAGGCAUCAGUCCAGGGAUCCUCCAAGACCCCCAGUUCAGCCAGAAAGACCUCCUGCUCUGCCUGUUCACCAAGAUGGCAUGCCCUCUCCACCAGCCCCUGCUCCUUCUCCAGCUCCAGCUCAGGCUCUGGCUCCUCUCCCCCAACCCAUGAAAAUACCACCUAAACGCCCAGACAAAGCCACAAAGCCCAAAAUUCCCUCUCGGCCGCUGUCCAAGGUGUUCAGUAGCCCUGAACAUGGAGCAGCUGUGUUGCAGGGCUUUGAUACUUUUCGGGCAGAUGAGACUCUCUGUGAUGUCAUCUUAGUUCCUGGGGACAGCAAGGAAACUUUCCCAGUCCACAGAGUCAUCAUGGCGUCAUCCAGUGACUAUUUCAAGGCUAUGUUCACAGGAGGCAUGAGGGAGCAGGAAAUGAGAGAGAUAAAGCUGCAUGGGGUCACUAAGCUGGGUUUAAAGAACAUUAUAGAAUUCAUUUACACAUCCAAAGUCACCCUCAACAUGGGUAAUCUUCAGGACACACUGGAGGCUGCAAACUUCUUGCAGGUCAUGCCUGUCCUGAACUUCUGUAAUCAGCUUCUGAGCAGUGAGCUCACUAUUGAGAACUGUGUGGAGGUUGAGCACAUCGCCACAGACUUGCUUCUGGAGGACGUUCAGCUGAAUAUAGGCGAGUUUGUGAGCCAGAACCUCUCAGCGUUGGUGGAGUGUGGUCGCUACCUCCACCUCUCUGUAACCAGCAUGGCCAACGCUCUGUCCAGCAACUCCCUGGAGGGUUUCUCUGAGUUGGAGCUCUACCACAUCGCCAGAGGAUGGCUGGACUACGACCACCCCAAUCGCCGCUCCUCUGUCUAUGCCUUGAUGCGCCAUAUUCGCUUCCCACUGAUGAGCCCCAAUGAGCUGAUUCAGAUCUCCCAGGAUGAUGAAGAGGGAGGAGACUCCAUGAUGCGCUCUGAGACGGCCUGUGUGAACCUUCUGCUGGAGGCCAGCAACUACCAGAUGAUGCCUUUCAUGCAGCCUGCUCUGCAAACUGAGCGGACACAAAUACGCUCAGAGGCCACCCACAUUCUGGCACUGGGUGGUGUGAUGCGACAGCAGCUGGUGGUGAGCCGGGAGCUGAGGCUGUAUGAUGAAAAGACCAGCCAUUGGAGGGCCCUGAAGCCCAUGGAGGUGCCGCGUUACCAGCAUGGUGUGGCUCUUCUAGGCGGCUUCCUCUUUAUUGUUGGAGGCCAGAGUACUUAUGACACCAAGGGUAAGACGGCCAUAGACAGUGCCUACCGCUACGACCCGCGCUUCGACAAGUGGCUUCAGAUUGCUUCACUCAAUGAGAAGAGGACUUUCUUCCACCUGAGCACUCUGAAGGGGAAACUGUUUGCAGUCGGAGGAAGGAAUGCCUCAGGAGAGAUUGACACGGUGGAGUGCUACAACCUGAAGAAAAAUGAGUGGACAUUUGUGACCAAUAUGAUGGAGCCUCACUAUGGACAUGCUGGAACAGUUCAUGGUGACCUCAUGUACAUCUCAGGUGGCAUCACCCGUGACACGUUCCAGAAGGAGCUUUGGUGUUACGAUCCUGUCGAUGACACAUGGAGUCGACGAGCCGACAUGAUGGAGCUCCGUGGCCUGCACUGCAUGUGCACCGUGGGAGACAGACUCUUUGUCAUGGGCGGGAAUCACUUCCGAGGGAGCAGCGACUACGACGACGUCCUGGGCUGCGAAUACUACAGCCCAGAGACAGACCAAUGGACAGUGGUGGCGCCAAUGCCAAGGGGCCAGAGCGACGUUGGUGUGACAGUGUUUAACGGGCAGAUCUACGUGGUGGGAGGGUAUUCCUGGAACAGCAGAUGCAUGGUUGACAUUGUGCAGCGGUAUGAUCCAGAGCAGGACGUGUGGGACAGGGUGUUCAACGUGCUGGAGCCUCUGGGGGGGAUUCGUGCCUGUACGAUGACAGUUCAUCUACCGGAGGGUUCAGUGGAUGAGGCUCAGAUACAAGAGUGUCCACUGUCCACAGCUAAAAGCUGAUCGUGCACCACAGACAGGGGGUUUCCUAGUUUUGCCACUGUCAGACCAGAAUUGACAAAAUUUGCCUGCAUGUUGUGGCGAAAGGAAGGCAAAACAGGAAAUAGUGUGGGUUGCAAACACAAGCUGAAGGUGCACGAAUAAUUAGCUAGCUAACAUUAGCAUUCAACAGUGUGAAAAUUCUACACCUUUCUAUCAAACACUUUACUGUCUUUAGUACCUUUUGCUGUCCUUGCAUUUAUUGUCAGCCAUGCAACAUCCCUUCUGCUCUGCUGCUUGUGUUUUUUCAUUCUUCAGUAUGUAAAAGGAAACACUCAAUACAUCCUCAGUGAAAGGUCAACCUUACCCUCCCUCUCAAAUUGGCUGGACAUGAAUUCAUUAGACAUUGGGUUUCGCUGUUUCAGGUCAAAGUUAAAUCAGAUUGACUCUCUGAGGGAAAGGAAUCAGGAUCAGUUAGACAGAAGGCAAAGCAAUCUCUUCACUGCAAUAAAGUAAAUGGCCUGAGUGAUUUUUUGUGUAAACGCAGCUUUAGACUUCAGCAUGGAAAUAAUGUUAUCAAAGGAUAAAGCUGGCAUUAUUUUAUCUUUUCAUUACUCUCUACUAAUCAAAAACAAUGAUGACUUUAUCUUGAUAACAAGUGCAGUCUGUGUAACUACAGCCUGACAUAGAGUUUGUGCCAGCAUGUCAGAGAACUGUCAUCUAUGAUGACGCACAAGCUGAGAGGAAUAAACUGAGCUCUCUUCAUAUCAUAAUGAAAGAUGAAGGAGUCAUGAGACAACAUGUCUUUAUUAUGAUUUAGAACUUGAACUGGGACUGUACAGAAGAAAGAGGAAAUUCCCUCAAUAAAGACUAAUAAAGCAGGUUUCUUCUCUUUUAUGGUUAAGAGCAGAAGAUCUGGAGUCAUUACUCAUUAAAAAGUAAUUGAGGACAAACAGCAAGAAGCCUCUAUAUUUAUACUCUAUACUGCUGUACCUUGUUGCUUUAACGCUAGCUCAGUCAUUUACUGUCACAGCGGGGAAAAACUGAUGAAUAAAUGUUUGCUUUGUUUUGUAUAUUUAUAAUUUUGAUAUGCAGUGUUUUAAGAUUAAAAUAAAAUGUUGAUUAUGA
Messenger RNA from Siniperca chuatsi (mandarin fish), 3433 nucleotides. Its product is annotated as kelch-like protein 9. Gene Ontology annotation, molecular function: cullin family protein binding; ubiquitin-protein transferase activity. The record is from RefSeq and is a predicted model, not a curated record. Gene Ontology annotation, biological process: protein ubiquitination; regulation of cytokinesis. Gene Ontology annotation, cellular component: Cul3-RING ubiquitin ligase complex. Bases 254 to 2329 code for a protein of 691 amino acids. The transcript is spliced from 11 exons. Lineage: Eukaryota; Metazoa; Chordata; Actinopteri; Centrarchiformes; Sinipercidae.